AUGUCCGACAACCAGCAGAACAAGGGCGAGGAGCAGUCGUUCUCCAUCCAGCCCCACCCGGCAACCACCAACGACCCCAACAACGACCCUGCGCUCAACUCGGGUCUCAAGGAGGGCGUCUUCGGAGGUGGCAAGCCCGGCCCCGCCGUCGUCAACACCGAGCAGCUCGAGGAGCCUCUGAGCCGUGACGAGCUGGCCAAGCGUUCCGCCGAGCUCAACAAGUGA
Messenger RNA from Moesziomyces antarcticus, 225 nucleotides. RefSeq lists its product as uncharacterized. NCBI's taxonomy places the organism in Eukaryota, Fungi, Basidiomycota, Ustilaginomycetes, Ustilaginales, Ustilaginaceae. The coding region runs from base 1 to 225 and encodes 74 amino acids. The transcript is spliced from 4 exons. The record is from RefSeq and is a predicted model, not a curated record.